Messenger RNA from Nannizzia gypsea CBS 118893, 1290 nucleotides. RefSeq lists its product as hypothetical. Lineage: Eukaryota; Fungi; Ascomycota; Eurotiomycetes; Onygenales; Arthrodermataceae. Bases 1 to 1290 code for a protein of 429 amino acids. The transcript has 2 exons. The record is from RefSeq and is a predicted model, not a curated record.
AUGACAGAGCAGAUCACCAAGCCCCUGAGACCGGCCCGUUGUCCCGUUCGCUUGAUCCCGUCCCAGGUUGACAAAGAGUCUAUCACCAGCCAGCCAAAGGCUCGAGACAGUCCCCUGAAGCGACUGAGGAGGGAUCUGCGGACCUGUCUUCAGCUGCUCCCGAAGCUUCCAAACAUCUUCCGGCCCUUGUAUGCUCCCAGGCCUACUGACGAACUGUACCUCGGGAAACGGAGCAUACUAAAUGUGGUUGGCUUGGUGCUCGUUUCUGUCCUCGAAGCACUUCUCCUGCUUAUCUCUUGCCUGUCAAUACUGCUGUUGCCAGGAGCCAUUAGCUGUUGCUUAUGUGUGUUAAAUCUCCGAAUAGUGGGUUGGGUCUGCGCCCCCUUCCAUGGGCCAGCCAUUUUCCACGCCGAGUUGGGUCCAAAUAACGCUCGGAAUCCUACUACUAAAGAGGAGCGUUGGAUAUUUAUCAAUGGGGUCGUAGUAACGCAGCUCGCCCAGAUAUUUCAGCGGCCUAUCACGGGUAUCCAGAACCGCACUUAUGGCCUUUUUGGGGACUUGCUUGAGUGCAUCAUCCAGCGGACGUUCUCGUAUAAUACUUACGACGCUCGAGUCGCAUACGACUACCUCAAGAAAGUACUAGUCGACCCAUGCACCCAGAGAGUUGUCCUAAUAUGCCAUUCCCAGGGCGCCAUCGUCGGUUCGUUGGCGUUGGACAUGCUGUUCGCAGAUCUGCCGGCGAAGCAGAUGGCUAAACUUGAGAUAUAUACCUUUGGAUCAGCCGCAGAGCAUAUCAGCAAUCCUUUGAACAAUGCUGGUACCGGAGGGGUGAUUAAGUACAUUGAACACUAUGUUAACAAGAAUGACCCCAUUCCUCAGUGGGGGGUUCUGCGUAGUAUGAAUGACGUCAAGGACAAGUACGCUGGGCGGGUAUUCAUCUGCGAGAAUGGCCGUGGGCAUCUGUUUAACCAGCACUAUCUAUCCCAGAUGUUCCCUCUUGGAGGGGAAACGGCAUCCAGCGAGACAUGCUUCCUCAACCAGUCCGUUCAAGUCGACGAAGGAAUCACCGAGGCUCGCCACCUACUUGUCUGCCAGGAGACUAACGGGUUGACUCCCAACGACGACAGCCCUUCGAGCCCAAGUGGAACCGCAGCCAGGGGAGCGAUUGGCUUUUUAACGGGGAUGCUAGUCAGGGAAGUGAGCAGGCUGAGCCAGUAUAUGGCAGGGAGGGAGCCAGAUGUCGACCAUCCACAUGAGAAGCGAGACAGUAAAGGUUAUCCAGUCAACUAG